This is a messenger RNA of Pyrus x bretschneideri (Chinese white pear), 988 nucleotides long. Its product is annotated as probable aquaporin NIP7-1. The transcript is spliced from 5 exons. Gene Ontology annotation, biological process: transmembrane transport. Gene Ontology annotation, molecular function: channel activity. The record is from RefSeq and is a predicted model, not a curated record. Lineage: Eukaryota; Viridiplantae; Streptophyta; Magnoliopsida; Rosales; Rosaceae. Bases 1 to 903 code for a protein of 300 amino acids. Gene Ontology annotation, cellular component: membrane.
AUGAAUGGCUCUUCUACAAAUGAAAUUUGUGUUUCCUCUUCUCAAACUUCAAACUGCACAUCAACCAGUGGCCAUUCCAAAGAUGACCAAGAAAUGGGGUCUAAUGCAAUGUCAAAUGGGGGAAAUGUCUUGAGAAAUUCAACGUUCUUGUGUUUUCCACUCCAGAUGAAUCCAAAUCUUGUACGCGCGGUUUUGGCUGAGAUGGUGGGGACUUUUAUCUUGAUGUUCUGUGUAUGUGGGAUCAUAGCAAGCACACAGCUGAUGAAAGGUGAAGUAGGUCUUUUGGAGUACGCAGCCACAGCAGGUUUAACAGUAGUAGUUGUUAUUUUCUCCAUAGGGUCUAUCUCCGGUGCUCAUGUCAACCCUGCUGUCACAUUGGCCUUUGCCACCUUUGGUCAUUUUCCAUGGUCCAGGGUUCCUCUUUACACAUUGGCACAAACACUGGGUUCUGUUCUGGCAACAUAUAUUGGAAGGCAUAUCUAUGGCAUAAAACCAGAUCUCAUGACCACCAGACCACUGCAAAGCUGUGCUUCUGCCUUCUGGGUUGAGCUCAUUGCAACUUUCAUGAUUAUGUUCCUAGCUGCCUCAUUGACACAUCAAGCUCAAGCUGUUGGCCAUUUGUCUGGAUUUGUGGUUGGCAUUGCCAUCGGAUUAGCUGUACUAAUCACAGGGCCUAUUUCAGGAGGGUCAAUGAACCCAGCAAGGUCACUGGGACCUGCAAUUAUUUCAUGGAAUUUCAAAGACAUAUGGAUAUAUAUUUGUGGACCAACUGUUGGAGCUGUUUCAGGUGCUCUCCUAUAUCAAAUUCUUCAUCUUCGAUGCCCGCCACCCUGCAGUCCCAGCAACACUUCCUCUCCAAAUAUACAUCUGCUCGGGCAACCCUUGGCCUAUGGAGCAACCUAAAUAGUGCACAAAUGAUAUUGAAUGGGAAAAAUUGUUAACUCAGUUGCAACAAUAAUCAAAUUAUAUGAAGCUGAUCAUGUAGUUA